This is a messenger RNA of Gadus chalcogrammus (walleye pollock), 2116 nucleotides long. RefSeq names its product secretogranin II a (gene scg2a). Lineage: Eukaryota; Metazoa; Chordata; Actinopteri; Gadiformes; Gadidae. The transcript has 3 exons. Bases 1 to 2052 code for a protein of 683 amino acids. The record is from RefSeq and is a predicted model, not a curated record.
AUGACGCACCGAGCCGCUCCAGUCGGUCUGUGCGUCAUCCCGGACCGCCUCCCAACCGCCCGCCUCGUCGCAGCAGACCUGACAGACGAGACUAUGUCCUCCCGGCCCGCCUCCCCCGCCUCAGGGAGCUCUCUGCUCCUCCGCCUCGCCCCCCUCCUCCUGCCGCUGCUCCUCAGCUCUCUGGACAGCGCCGAGGGGGCCUCGUUUAGGGACUACCGACUGAGGGGCAGCAAGCCCCCCAGGGAGCCCCCCCACCGGGGCCCAGACCAGGACAUGCUGAAAGCCCUGCGACACAUCGAGAACCUCCGCCACCGGAGUGGCAGGCCGCCCUCCCUGCGGCUCCAGAAGCCCCCCCACGGGGCCCCGGGCUACGACGGGGGCCUGCUGGACAACGCUCAGGCCCUCAGGGCCAUGCUGACCCUGAGGGCCCUGGAGCAGGGCCCGAAGGAAGAGGAGGAGUUGGAGGGGGAGGAGAACCCAGAGCAGGGGGACAAGACCCAGGAGUGGUUCCAGGCAGUGCUGCGCGCCCUGGAGCGUACGGGGCCCGCCAACACGGCCCACCAGCCGGCGUGGGGCCGAGGCCCGGGGCUCAGGCUGGGCGAGAGGGCUGCCGCGUCGCAAGAGGCCACACGCAUGAUGUUUGAGGAGGAGGACGGCGAGAAGGGAAAAGAGGAGGAGGGGACAUACGAAGAGCAGGAGGCUGCCGCUGAGGAGGGGAAAGGUGACGAGCGAGGCAACCCCCUUGUCCGGCCCACAGGCGAGGGCGUGGGGGAGAAGUACACGCCGCAGAAGCUGGCCACGCUGCAGUCAAUCUUCGACGAGGUGGAGAGGCUUGCCACUGGGGGGAAGGAAGAGGAGGAGAAGGGGGGGGUCGGGGAGGAAGGUCAACAGAAGGAGAACCUCAACAUGAGGAGUCUGGCGUACGACAAGGUGGCCAGAGGGCUGGUUGACUGGGGGGAGGAGGAGGUGGAGGGAGACGAGGAGGAGGAGGAGGAGCAGCGGGGCAGCAAACCCCAGGCCGACCAGGUCCUGGACUACGGCGAUGACGGAGAGGACGAAGACAUCGAUGUUGAGGAGGAGGAUGGAGAAGAUCUCUCGGCUAGAAGGUCCAUCAACCCCCAACCUACAGAAGACGCAGAGGACAUGGCCAACCUGGUGGACUACUACCUUCUAAAGGUGCUGGAGAAAACUGAGGAGGAGGAUAAAAGAGAAAUAGAGGAGGAGCAGAAAGAGAGGGCAGAGAGGAAGGUUUCUCAGUUUCAAUACUGGGACAACAGAAGCCCACAACAGGACAUGCACCAGCUCCUCAGACUCUCCCAGAAGUACCACAUACCCCCUGAGGAGCUGCUGGCCCUGUUCCAGGCCGAGGACAGGAGCAAGCCGAGGAGCCAAACCACCCCGCCUCAGAGCAGCGGGCUGGCCAGGUCGCACAACAGAAUCUUCAAGAAACAGCCUAGCCUUGGAUCCAAGCAGAACAACAGGUACCGCACUCCCGAACGGCCAAGCAGUUACAAGGCGAAAGACGCGAGGACGCUGGAGAUCCUGAGCCUCCUGGGGUUAGGGAGCACAGGGGGCCCAGGGCCCCUAAAGAGGCCCCCGCCGUACCAAGUCUCACAGCCACAAUUUCAGCCCCAGCCGAGGAGGCAGGAGAAGUACACCCCGGCACAGAGCCCUGGAACACCCAACAAACUAAAGGAGAACUACGACGACAACGUAGGCGAGGACGAACUGGCGGCGUACAUGGCAGCAAAGAUCCUGGAACAAUAUCCCGCCGCGCCGAUGUACAAAAAGACGGGCCAGAAACGAUCCGCACUGGGGUUGGUGUGGCCAGACGAGGACGAGGAGCAGGGAGGGCUGGGAUCCUUGGAGCAGGCCAUGCAGGACUACUUUGAUCAGAUUGACUCAGACAGAGCAGCACAGCAGCAGCAGAAAAGACAGUCGGAGAGGGAGGGCCCGGGCGGGGUGGCCCAGACACAGGGCCCGGACGACGAUGCGCUCAUGAGGAUGAUGACCCUCCUGACCCCCGAGGGCCAGGCCAGCCAGGAGAAAUGAUCCCCCGCGGGGCCAGGGAAUGCUCACUGGGGGCACUGUAUAUACACACACAUUAUAUAUUGUU